Suncus etruscus (white-toothed pygmy shrew) is the source of this 2284-nucleotide messenger RNA. It is a transcript of the gene STAU1, whose product is annotated as staufen double-stranded RNA binding protein 1. NCBI's taxonomy places the organism in Eukaryota, Metazoa, Chordata, Mammalia, Eulipotyphla, Soricidae. Bases 37 to 2049 code for a protein of 670 amino acids. The transcript is spliced from 14 exons. The record is from RefSeq and is a predicted model, not a curated record.
UUUACCUGCAGUUGUUCACUUUUGUUGAAAGUGACCAUGUCUCAAGUUCAAGUGCAAGUUCAGAACCCAUCUGCUGCUCUCUCAGGGAGCCAAAUACUGAACAAGAACCAGUCUCUUCUCUCACAGCCUUUGAUGAGUAUUCCUUCUACUGCUAGCUCUCUGCCCUCUGAAAAUGCAGGUAGACCUAUUCAAAACUCUGCUUUACCCUCUGCAUCUAUUACAUCCACCAGUGCAGCUGCAGUUCCUUCUAACAUGGCACACCCCAAAGAGAAAACCCCAAUGUGUCUUGUGAAUGAGUUAGCCCGUUUCAACAAGAUUCAGCCUGAGUAUAAGCUUUUGCGUGAGCAAGGUCCAGCUCACUGUAAGGUGUUUACAGUACAGCUAACACUUGGAGAUCAGAACUGGGAAGCUGAAGGAACUAGUAUUAAAAAAGCCCAACACACAGCUGCUGCCAAAGCUUUGGAAGGAACAAAAUUUCCUAAACCUAUAGUCCGCCCUUUUCGUAGCGAAGGAAGGAAUCCAGAAAGCAUAACCCCUACUGUAGAGCUAAAUGCAUUGUGCAUGAAACUUGGAAAAAAACCAAUGUAUAAGCCUGUUGACCCUUAUUCCCGGAUGCAGUCCACCUAUAACUACAACAUGAGAGGAGGUGCUUAUCCGCCAAGGUACUUUUAUCCAUUUCCAGUACCACCAUUACUUUACCAAGUUGAACUUUCUGUGGGAGGACAGCAAUUUAAUGGGAAAGGAAAGACAAGACAAGCUGCAAAACACGAUGCUGCUGCAAAAGCUUUGAGGAUUCUGCAGAAUGAGCCCCCACCUGAGAGGCUAGAGGUGAAUGGAAGGGAGGCCGAAGAAGAAAAUCUGAAUAAAUCUGAAAUAAGUCAAGUAUUUGAGAUUGCACUUAAACGGAAUCUUCCUGUGAAUUUUGAGGUCGCCCGGGAGAGUGGUCCUGCCCACAUGAAGAGCUUUCUGACCCGGGUGUCGGUCGGGGAGUUUGUGGGAGAGGGGGAGGGCAAGAGCAAGAAGAUCUCCAAGAAGAAUGCUGCUAUUGCGGUUCUGGAAGAGUUGAAGAAGUUACCACCCCUGCCCACUGUGGAGCGAGUGAAGCCCAGAAUCAAAAAGAAAACCAAGUCCAUAGUCAGGAGCAGCCCUGAAUGUGGCCAGGGGAUGAAUCCCAUCAGCAGACUGGCCCAGAUCCAACAGGCCAAGAAGGAGAAGGAGCCUGAGUACACACUGCUCACAGAGCGUGGCCUGCCUCGCCGCAGGGAGUUUGUCAUGCAGGUGAAGGUUGGGAACCACAGUGCCGAGGGAACUGGCACGAAUAAGAAAGUGGCCAAACGCAAUGCAGCCGAAAACAUGCUGGAGAUCCUUGGUUUCAAAGUCCCGCAGGCUCAGCCAGCUAAGCCAGCCCUCAAAUCUGAGGAGAAGACACCAGUAAAGAAAUCAAGUGAUGGAAGAAAAGUAACCUUCUUUGAACCAGGCCUUGUGGAUGAAAAUGGGACUAGCACUAAAGAUGAUGAAUUUAGGAUGCCUUAUCUCAGUCAUCAGCAGCUGCCAGCUGGAAUUCUCCCCAUGGUGCCCGAAGUCGCCCAGGCUGUGGGUGUCAGUCAAGGACAUCACACCAAAGAUUUUAGUAGGGCUGCACCCAAUCCUGCCAAGGCCACGGUAACUGCCAUGAUAGCCCGAGAAUUGUUGUAUGGGGGCACCUCGCCCACCGCCGAGACUAUUUUAAAGAAUAACGUCUCUUCAGGCCAUGUGUCACAUGGACCUCUCACUAGACCCUCCGAGCAGUUGGACUAUCUCUCCAGAGUCCAGGGCUUCCAGGUUGAAUACAAAGACUUCCCAAAAAACAACAAGAACGAAUUUGUAUCUCUUAUAAAUUGCUCCUCUCAGCAGCCCCCUCUGAUCAGCCAUGGCAUCGGAAAGGAUGUGGAGUCCUGCCAUGAUAUGGCUGCCCUGAACAUCUUAAAGUUGCUGUCUGAGUUGGACCAACAAAGUACAGAGAUGCCAAGAACAGGAAAUGGACCAAUGUCUGUGUGUGGGAGGUGCUGAACCAAUUUUGGCGAUGAAGCAUUAUAAAAUCCCAAUCUAUAUACUGAAAAUACUGAAACUACUUUGAAAAUUUGGAAUUUCUGAUAGUUCCAGUGGACCGAGCCACCUUGGGGAAAGACCUGGAGACGGCAGUGCUCACAUGGCAGGUGCAGGAGGUGCAGCUGUGCUCACGUGGGUGGACUCUGGUUUGUCCGCACAGCAGCAGCUGCAGGGGAUGUGGACCUGUUCGGCUGUC